Messenger RNA from Saccostrea cuccullata (small rock oyster), 1816 nucleotides. RefSeq names its product multiple epidermal growth factor-like domains protein 10. NCBI's taxonomy places the organism in Eukaryota, Metazoa, Mollusca, Bivalvia, Ostreida, Ostreidae. The transcript has 9 exons. Gene Ontology annotation, molecular function: scavenger receptor activity. Bases 29 to 1411 code for a protein of 460 amino acids. The record is from RefSeq and is a predicted model, not a curated record.
UGUUUUCAAUAGAGAGAGGCAGAUAGACAUGGUUAUCGGCAUUGUCCUGAUAUUUCUGCUUAUCAGUUGUACGAUAUCUUAUGAAAAUUUAGCUCUUAAUAAACCAGCAUGGCAACAGAAUGCCUUUCCAAAUAGAGCAGUAACAUGGGGAGCGGGUAAAGCGGUAGAUGCACAAUACUCUGAUCGUGGAGCCUUUGGAGAGCAGUGCACAAUAUCAGACAACAAUAAGCAAACAGCAGAGUGGAGGGUAGAUCUACAGAGUGUGGUCAGUAUCAGCCACAUCAACAUAUUCUACAGGACGGAUAAUAUACCAAGUCCCGGCCGUUACUACGAUCGCUUUGCUGGAUUUUUUGUGUACGUUUCAAAUACAACCCAAGGAGAGGAUGGAUAUCUUUGUUUCCAUGAAAUACAGCAAGUGGACAGAACACCAACAGAGAACCAGACAAUAAGCUGUCCUGUACAUGGACGUUAUGUUAUAUAUUACAACGAGAGGAGACCGGGUGUGACGUAUCCAAGUUACUAUUCACAAUAUGCUUACAAUGAUAUUUGUGAGUUGGAAGUUUAUGGGUGCUUUAACAAUGGGGUUUAUGGAGAGGAUUGUAACCAAACAUGUUCCGACAAAUGUCAAGAUCGGAGAUGUAACAUCACUACUGGUCGUUGUCUGGGCUGUAUACCGGGCUAUCAAGGUGCUCGCUGCAGUCAAGUCUGUGAUAAGUAUAGUUAUGGGCUUGGCUGCACUUUAUUAUGCUGUAACUGCAGUGACGGAGACCCCUGUCAUCAUGUGAACGGGAAAUGUCUCAGUGGGUGUAGCGAGGGGUGGACGGGAGAAAAAUGCCAGGCUGAAUGUUCUGCGGGGUUUUAUGGAAAGAAUUGCGGUCAGAGAUGCAGCGAGAAUUGCUUUGUUACAAACAGAUGUGACCGGUUUACAGGGGAGUGUAUGGAGAAAUGUAAGCCAGGUUGGGAGACACCCAGAUGUACACAGAAAUGUGAGGGAUUUACGUAUGGCGAUGACUGCCGUCAGAUCUGUGGACACUGUCUCAAUGGAUCGGUUUGUCACCACGUAAACGGAACUUGUUUGGAGGGGUGUUCUCAUGGAUUUCAUGGGGAGACAUGUAUGACAGAGUGUUCUGCAGGAUACUUUGGUAUAAACUGCAAGGAAAACUGUAAGGCUUAUUGUGGCGGAAACAAAACAUGUGACGUCAUCACUGGUGUUUGUGACGAGAGCUGUAUAGAGGGGCUACACGGACCUCUAUGUGAUGAAGGAACUUUUCUUAGCAGAACUGCGUGUGACACCUGUGAACCCAACACCACUAGUAUCAUUAUAAACAUUGUGAUCUCUUUAUUCCUCGUUCUGACUGGUAGUAUUCUUAACUUUAUCAUAUGGAAGAGGAAAAAUGGUAAGUACGUGUAAAGUAAUUGCUGGAUCAGCGCAUUUUUUGAAAAGUAAACUCUGAAUCCUUGGUUCUGAUUAUCAGUAAACUCAAUUGAGUAUCCCCAGUAAUACUAACAAAAGUUAUCUUAAAGUUGCAUAGAUACAGAUUUUAAGUUAACAUUUAAAUGCUAAUAAUUGAAAUGCUAUUACAAAAAUAAAACUCGUAUAAUAUUCUACAGAAAAAAUGAGAAAAUAUGGACUUAAAAUCUGUGUCAAUACGCCUUUAAGAAUGAACAGAGUUUGAAAGAGCUUGAUUGUGCCCAAACGUGUAUGCAUGUACUACUUUUAUAUGUUAUUAAGAAGGUAAUUCAAAAAAUCAGUUUGCAGCUUUUAAAAUUGUAUGAAACAAUGACAACAUAAUGCAUUAUUUUUUAAAUAGACUUA